Messenger RNA from Olea europaea var. sylvestris, 1148 nucleotides. Its product is annotated as psbP domain-containing protein 3, chloroplastic. Gene Ontology annotation, molecular function: calcium ion binding. NCBI's taxonomy places the organism in Eukaryota, Viridiplantae, Streptophyta, Magnoliopsida, Lamiales, Oleaceae. Gene Ontology annotation, biological process: photosynthesis. Gene Ontology annotation, cellular component: photosystem II oxygen evolving complex; extrinsic component of membrane; photosystem II. The record is from RefSeq and is a predicted model, not a curated record. The coding region runs from base 128 to 859 and encodes 243 amino acids. The transcript has 11 exons.
AAAGAGAGUGCCAAAGAGAAAAUAUUUCUGUAAUUAUCCAGCAGAGCAGCAAAUUGUGGCAUACAAAAUUCCUCAAUCUCCCGACUGGCAAGCAAAAUCAAGAAAGCAAAGCAGACAAAAACGAGAAAUGGCCCCUGUUUCUUCUUUGCAUUUCCAUUCCUUUCUUCAUCACCCAAGCCUCAGGAGAAGCAGGAUUUUCAACAUUGCCUGCUUCAAGAACAAUGAAAGUGAUACCAAGAACCCACCGAGUGUGUGCGUUGGAAAAGAAUUUGGGACGAAAAGGAGAGAGCUACUGUUUCAGGCAGUCUCUUCUGUAAUUGCUUUUCCUGCAUUAACUUCAGUUGCAUUGGCUGACAACGAAGUUAUGGAAGAUUUUCGUGUAUAUACUGAUGAAGCGAACAAGUUUAAGAUCACGAUUCCUCAAGAUUGGCUAGUGGGAACAGGAGAAGGGGAUGGGGUAAGAUCUCUGAUUGCAUUCUAUCCACAAAAUACUGCCAAUUCAAGUGUCAGCUUAGCAAUCACAAGCCUUGGUGCUGAUUUCACCAGAUUGGAAUCUUUUGGCAAAGUUGAUGCAUUUGCGGAGAAUUUGAUUGGUGGAUUAGACAGAAGCUGGCAGAGGCCCCCAGGUGUUGCAGCAAAACUAAUAGAUUGCAAAGCCACUAAUGGGCUGUACUACAUUGAGUACACGCUGCAAAAUCCUGGCGAGAGUUGUAGACAUUUGUUUUCGGUGCUCGGGAUGGCGAACAAUGGUUUUUACAAUAGGUUGUAUACUCUAACAGGACAGUUUGUUGAUGAAGAGGCAGAAAAAUUUGGUGCCAAAAUUGAGAAGGCCGUUGCAUCUUUCAGAUUAAUCGUAUGACUAGUACAAGGCUUCCGAUUUUCAUGUUUUUCAGGAGGCCAAUGUUACAGUGAAAACUGUAGAUCCAAAAUUACAGUAUGACAUUUCCUUUUGAGGUGCAUGAUUUGAACAGCAAAGGCUGCUGCUAAACUUCCAAUGUGGAGCAUUAUGUAGUUUGUAAUUGACUCGAUUGGUUGGUUUGUAAAUUAUGUGAAAUGAACAAUUACCGUCUUCUUUAUGUCAUAUCUUCUAGCUUGUGACUUGAUUAUACUGAUGUAUUCUUAAAAUUGAAUUGUCAUUUGUGAAUUUA